UUCCACUCCUCAAGCCUAAAUAUAUGACCUUUUCUUCUUCCCUACCAGUAAAUUAUUCCAGUCAAUAUGAUUAUCACUCAUUUAGAACAAGUAAUUCAUGAACAAUUCUUAUCUAAUUCCGAUCUAUCGUAGAUUUAUCGGAAAAAAAAUAUUUACAAUGAUGUCGAAUUAAAUAAAAAAAUUAUGUUAUUCAUAUUACUUCUUUUCUCUACUUGUGCAAAUCUCUAAUUCUCUCUAAUUUACUACAUUGUGUUGAGUUUUCUAUUGUUUCUUUUUUCCAUUGCUUGUAAAGAUUAAAGGUUCAUUUUGUAUAUUUCAAAAAGUUCUUCAAAAAUAAAUAGAUAAAUGGGUCGUGUAAAACUUCCAAUAAAAAGAAUAGAAAAUAACACAAAUCGACAAGUUACAUUUUCAAAACGAAGAAAUGGACUCAUUAAAAAGGCGUAUGAGCUCGCUGUUCUUUGUGAUAUUGAUAUUGCCCUUAUCAUGUUCUCUCCUUCUGGUCGUCUCAGUCAUUUUUCCGGCAAGAGAAGGAUCGAAGAUGUAAUUGCCAGAUACAUAAAUUUGGCAGAACAUGAUCGAGGAUGCGAUGUUCAAAAUCGAGAGUAUUUGUUCAACACCCUUAAGAAACUCAAGACUGAAACUGACAUGGCCCUUCAAGCUGCCAACAGUCCUGAUGCUGCAAAAUCAAAUGUGGAGGAACUUCAGCAAGAAGUUUGUAAUUUACAACAUCAGGUUCAGAUGGCUGAGGAUCAAUUAAGGAUAUAUGAGCCUGACCCUCUAGGUUUGACAUCAAUGGGAGAACUUGAGUCAUGUGAGAAGAACCUUUUGGAUGUAAUGGCACGUUUAGAAGAUAGAAAGAAAUAUCUUUUGACUAAUCAUGCAUCUACCUAUGAUCCAUCAACUGUACAGAUAUACUUGGAUACACAAGAAGGGAUGCCCAAUUUCCAAAAUGAGAUGGCAAAUUGGUUGCCAGAAAAUGGACAAAAUUCAAAUUCUGUAGGCCUAAAAUCUGAAUCUUCUUGUAUUCCUAUAAGUAAUCAAUCAUCAACAACAAUGUAUAACGGGGGAAAUGUAAAUGUGGAAGGUUGCAGCAACAACCAAAAUAAUGAAAACAUAGCAUCUUGGAAUCAAGCUUUCUCUUCAUUCUCUUCAACUGAACUUCUUGCUGCCUUCAUGCCUCCCAAUUCAUUUCCUCUAAUGAAGAAUGAUAUUGAAGGUCCAAGUUUUACAUCAAUGUUGCAGCAACAGCAGCAGCAGCAAACAGAAUGCCCACAACAAAUGAUUUCUAGCGGUGAAGAUUCAAACUAUGAGAGUUAUGAAGGAAAUAAGCUCUCACAGUUUAAUGUUGAAUCACACUUCCAUAAUGAUUGUUGAAACUUAAUAUAUAGUCUACUACUCUAAUAUAUUUUAUUACUUUUUCUACCCAAAUACAAUAUGUGUCAUUUCCUGAAUUUUAUAAGCUUAUGAUUUUUUCU
Messenger RNA from Mercurialis annua (annual mercury), 1475 nucleotides. RefSeq names its product agamous-like MADS-box protein AGL104. Lineage: Eukaryota; Viridiplantae; Streptophyta; Magnoliopsida; Malpighiales; Euphorbiaceae. The transcript has 11 exons. Gene Ontology annotation, molecular function: DNA-binding transcription factor activity, RNA polymerase II-specific; protein dimerization activity; RNA polymerase II cis-regulatory region sequence-specific DNA binding. Gene Ontology annotation, biological process: positive regulation of transcription by RNA polymerase II. The coding region runs from base 346 to 1374 and encodes 342 amino acids. The record is from RefSeq and is a predicted model, not a curated record.